GACUGAGUCAGGGACAUGACUUCUGAAGAGAGAUACAACAAUGUAAAUAAUAUUUGUCCUGAAAUCAGACCAGGUGAGGACGAUCUCCCAGGUUUUGACUUGAUACGAACGUUUAGGCUAGAUGACGUCACAAGAGGUUUUCCAGGAAUUAGGAGGGUUAAAGGCUCCAACAAAGUACAGAAAGCUUAUCGUAUAGGCCCGCGGAAAGCUAGAUUGAAAUUACCUACCAGCUCGAUGUUUCCUCUCGGCUUGCCAGAAGAAUUUUCUUUUGUUGCUACUUUUCGAAAGCGGAAUUUUAAUAAAAAGCCAUGGCAUUUGCUUCGUAUGAAUGGACGGAGAGGCAACCCUCAGUUUGGAAUUACAGUCAACCCUAAGACCAAUCAAUUUAAUUUCUACAUAGUGGAUAACCAGAGGGAGCUGCAGACAAAGAGAUUUCAAGACGUAAAUGUGGAUGACAAGCUGUGGCAUAAGGUACAAUUCAGUGUGUUCAGAGAUCAAGUUACUUUAUAUGUUGACUGUAAAAAAAUGUCAACAUUACCUAUCAAUCAGCCUGGACCAAUUGACGUGAAUGGGGAAAUUAUCGUUGCACAGUUCGACGCCAAGAAGGAAAAAACUGUACCGAUAGACCUACAGUGGAUGGUUAUCAGCUGCGACCCCUCGCGGCCAGAGAGAGAAAAAUGUGAUGAACUUAUUGUUCCUAAAGAACAGAUAAAACCUGAACCAACGGAUGUUGAGGCUUGCAUAACGUGUCCACCCGGACCUCCAGGGUCAAAUGGCACGCAAGGACCACCAGGACCUCCAGGUCCACCAGGUAGGCCAGGGCUACCUGGUUUGAACGCCUUGCCUGGUCUUCGAGGACCUAAGGGAGAACCAGGAUUCCCAGGAAUUGCAGGUCUACCAGGUAUAACUGGACCACCUGGUCCUGUAGGACUGGAGGGAAGACAGGGGCAGUCUGGACCGAAAGGAGAGACAGGUCUUCCUGGAGACCCAGGCCAAGCUGGAAGUAAAGGUGAUAAAGGCGACAGAGGAACACCUGGACAGCCUGGUACCCCAGGUAUUCCAGGAGAUCAAGGGCCUCCAGGACUCCCAGGAAGUAUUGGAAAUGCUACAGUGCUAGAAGGAUUACCUGGACCUAGGGGAGAACCUGGAACACCAGGUCCAAGAGGAGAACCAGGUCCUCCGGGACCAAGAGGUCCUCCUGGCCUUUUAGGUGAAAAGGGAGAUCCAGGUGCUAUUGGAGAGCCAGGACCUCUAGGUCUUCAAGGAUUCAAGGGAGACCCGGGAGAAAAGGGUUCCUUUGGGCCUUCCGGACCACCAGGACCUCCUGGUCCACCAGGAAAAGACGGAGUAGCAGUGGUUGGCACAGAGGACACCCUGUUGAUUCCAGGACCUCCGGGUCCAAAAGGAGAUCCUGGUGAACCAGGCCUACCAGGCCUUCAAGGAGAAAAGGGAAGUCCGGGAGAAAUAGGAUUUCCAGGACAAAACGGUGAAAAGGGACGCAGAGGUAAACGUGGUCAACCAGGGAAGCCAGGACUUCAAGGAGAAGCGGGGCCUCCAGGCGCACCAGGACCUAUUGGACAGGAGGGUCCUCAAGGGAAACCGGGUAUACCAGGAAAUGACGGAAUUACUGGAUCGCAGGGAGAAAAGGGAGAAAAGGGUAACAGAGGUGAACCAGGGAAACCCGGGACGAUUAUUACAACAAAUGAAAAUGGAAGUGCUGUUCGCUCAGGGCCACCAGGGGAGCCGGGUGAACCAGGCAUUCCUGGAUCUCAGGGAGAACCUGGCAUUGCUGGGCCUCACGGACCACCUGGACCUCCAGGACAACAGGGGUUUCCAGGACCCCCAGGAUCGCCGGGAGCAGAGGGUGAGAGGGGUCCAAAAGGUUCCAAAGGUGAUUCUGGACCUAGGGGUGCAGAUGGACUUCGGGGUGAGCCUGGAUAUCCUGGGAAAAUAGGACCAAUAGGUAAACCAGGACCAAAGGGUGAUCAGGGGGAUCCUGGAACAACUGGACAGAGAGGGCCAAGAGGCUUAAUAGGAACAGUGGGUCCUACAGGGCCGAUCGGACCCCAAGGACCGUCUGGUCUUCCUGGAAUAAACGGUCAACCUGGUGAACGGGGUCAACCAGGGCCACCAGGACCUCCAGGACCAAAGGGAGAUAGCGGAGCAGCAGCUAUUGAACUAGAAGGGUAUGGAGGUAUUCGUGGACCGAAGGGUUCGCACGGUUCUAUGGGCCCUGUUGGAAUGCCAGGUGAGCGGGGAGCAACAGGCGGGCGGGGUCUUCCUGGGCUUCCUGGUCCUAUAGGAAUUCCAGGAGCUCCAGGUCCGCCAGGAAUUCCAGGAAAUCCCGGAAACAGAGGUUCACCAGGAAUGCCUGGACUACCAGGACCCCCGGGUAGAAGUUUCAGCGAAGAAGAAAUGAGAGAAAUAUGUGCUGCAGUUCUUCGAGAGCAGCUAACGGACUUGACGGCGAAACUAAGGGGUCCACCAGGCAUCCCUGGAAGGGGAAAACGGGGUCAUUCAGGACCACCCGGUUCGCAAGGACCUCCAGGCGAUCGAGGAAAUCCAGGAUUGCCUGGAGAGAGGGGAUUUAUGGGAAUGCAAGGAAUGCCAGGUCCUCGCGGACUACCUGGGCUUAAAGGAGACAAAGGUGAUAAGGGCGAACGAGGUCCAGAAGGAGUUGGUAUUGAAGGACCUAUGGGUCUUCGAGGAAUUCCAGGACCACCUGGAGCUACAGGCACAGGACUCCCUGGCCGCCCAGGAGAAAGAGGACCACCAGGAAGACAAGGAAUGCCAGGAAUUCGUGGACCUAUAGGUCCUCAGGGACCGCCAGGCUAUUGCGAACUCUGUAGUUAUCCAGGUGCUGACUUGGCAAAUGCGUUUCAGCGGUUUAGUUCUAUUGAUGAUGAUAAGGGGCCUUCUAAAUAGUUGUGCCAGAAAAGAAUUUAAACCAGACACACCCAAGCUAUUUACCAUGAUAAAAAAAUAUAAAGUCAUUAUCAAUGAAUCUUUACUAAAGAAAAAUUCUCCACACAGGAUAGGAACGUGGAAUGACCGCCAGGUCAUGGUGCUGUUUGUUGUGGUCUCCAGUUCUGCUUUAGUGUGACCUUUCAACAUGCCUUGAUGUAUGACGGCAUCGAAUCUGGGCAUGUGAAAUAGAUUAAUGCUUAAAGAAAAGAAACAAUACCUAGAAUUAAUAUAUCGCCCCUCUUCCAUGUUUUAAAUACGACAAAGCAGGUUUACAAUAUAAUAGUAGUUUCGUAUAGGAAUGAUUUUAUUUUUUUCUGUCCAGACGUGUCACACUUACUUGUUGUGACUCUGCUCAAGUGCAGACACUGCCAUGAUUUAUUUAAUAAUUCUUAAAUGUUGCUGUUUGUCAAGUUCGAGAAAUGGCUGCAAGUCAUUCAGGAUUUUUACUUAUUUUACUUAUACUUUAGUGGUAUUUAAAACACUAUGUAUAAAGAUUGCUUUAAUCACAAUACACGCUGUUAUUUCUUGUUCAAAACUGUUUGGUGGUAUCGCUUUAACGCAGAAUGGUGUGUAGUGGAUGACGUUUAAUGCGUGUACUUGCUUUUUUUCGGAUACACUAUGUUCUAGUCUUCAUCAUGCUAGAAACAAAAUAUUAUAUUAUACCUGACAUAUAAGGCGAAGGAGAAGUACCUUCUGGCUCAUGGACAGCUGGCCGUUAGGUGUCACUAUUUACCUCUGACACUACUUUUGUUUUGUCUUUUCAUCUCCACAAAUUGAAAAGUAUAUUUUAUUUUUUAUUUCUAAAGUGUUGUUUUAUUUUGAUAGCCUAUCCUUAGGGUUGUUUCUCUUGUCUAAUAUUUCUUGAGAACGUUUCAACGAAUUUGUUUCGUAUCUCUCCAGAACCUCAGAAAGACUAACGUAAAUUCGCUGAAGCGUUGUCGUUAGUCACUAGACUUGAGAUAUAUCACUUAAAUGUCUAUGCUAUAAAACUACAAAACUGCCUAAACUUAUCCUUGAAUAUUGUAUUACCUGUAACGUUUGUUGUACAUACACCAAAUAAUGAUGUACUUGUGUAUUAAACCCUUUUCGAAAAAUGUUGCAGUUA
Molecule: messenger RNA, 4072 nt
Organism: Limulus polyphemus (Atlantic horseshoe crab)
Lineage: Eukaryota; Metazoa; Arthropoda; Merostomata; Xiphosura; Limulidae
Product: collagen alpha-1(I) chain-like
Exons: 39
Coding region: 16-2925 (969 amino acids)
Source: RefSeq, a predicted model, not a curated record